This is a messenger RNA of Guillardia theta CCMP2712, 723 nucleotides long. RefSeq lists its product as hypothetical. The transcript has 3 exons. The coding region runs from base 1 to 723 and encodes 240 amino acids. NCBI's taxonomy places the organism in Eukaryota, Cryptophyceae, Pyrenomonadales, Geminigeraceae. The record is from RefSeq and is a predicted model, not a curated record.
AUGUAUGCUCUGAUCGUGUUUGUUGUUCUCGGCUUCUUGGAGCAAACUUUUGGUUACAACUUUCCUUACGGAACUCUGAGGUCGAGGAGACACGCGAGGGUGAUGGAGUUGAGGAUGGACAGAAGAGAUGAUGAGAUACAGAGACUCAAGAGAGAGAAUGAAGAACUCAGAAGAAACAUGCAGAAAGGACAGGCUCCUGAUCCACUGGGUGCAAUCCAGGCCAUAUUCAAACCGCUGGCAAACAUCAUCAAGCCACCGAAGAAACAAAACGAGCUUGAGAACAUGAUUGACAAGGCCAUGCAAGAUGCUCCGCUUCCUAUCAAGAUGUUUGGCGGCAUCAUGAAGGGCUUUGCCGGCAUGGCAGGGGAUAUGAUGCAAGCAGUUGCCGACGACGUUGACAGGGUAGUGGAGGUUGCAGAAAGGAGGGUAAGGAUGAAUGCUGGCGCUACGCGCAUUUUAGGAUCGGAAAUAUCCGUCGGCGCCCCUGUCAGUCAAUCUUUCUCUUCCUCCAGCAUCAACGGAGUGUCAACAAAGCAGAUCGCUUUGCGUUUGCCAGUACGAGGAACAUCCAGCUCUGGCACCCUGAUAGUUGAUGGCUCCAUCAACAGCAGUGGAUCAAUUUCUCUCAAGAGAUGUCUUGUACAGACCCCGACUGGAUCGUUGGAUGUUGGCGCUGAUGGAGAUGAUGACGAUCUUGGUGUCAUCGAUGUUGUGGCAAAGUGA